AGGCUAGCAAGGGCUGGACGGCGACGCAGCAGCGCCGAGCUUGAGUACUGGGAGCACAGGAGGCGACGCGUGGUGGCGAGCAUCGCGGAAAUGCUGGGCGCCAAGGGCCACCGCCCCGCCAGGAAGGUGCUCGGCGUGCUGGUCGACGAAUUCGAGGACGCGCUCGUCACCGAGGAGCCCCUGGCGGUGCCCGCGCGCAGCGCCCACGUGGCCGAGAUGGCGGAGCUGCUGGGCAGGAGCCUGCGCCUCGAGCUGCAGGCCGCCAUGCACCGCGGCGACGUCGGCGAGGUGCAGGAGCUCCAGCUGCUGGCGCAGCGGGCGCGGCGCAGGGUGGACCCCGCGCUCUGCGCCGAGGAGGUGCGGGAGGCGGCCCGCUUCGUGGAGGCGCGGGGCGCGACGCGCCGGCAGCAGAUCUGGCGCCUCGCGAGGCUCUGCGACCGAGAGGCCGUGGUGUGGCUGGCGCUAGGCCUCUUCAUCAAGGUGGUCUCCCAGAUACCCGGCCCCCUCCGCAUGCUGUACGUGAGCUCGACUGUGAUGGCCGCGUCGAAGGGGGUGGCCGGCCUGGACGAGUUCCACCAGGCGGCCGUCACGUCCUUCUGGCUCUUCGCGGCGGAGAAGCUCCUGCAGUUCGCGGGUCGGAUCACCAUGUUCAGGGGCGAGCAGCUCUUCACGGUGCGGCUGAAGAGGGAGGUGUACGCGGCAUGCCUCCGACAGGACAUGGAGUUUUUCGACACUCAGCGCUGCGGCGAGCUGCAGACCCGCCUGAACAAGGACACCCAGGAGGUGUGCCAGAAGCUGCUCUACUUCCCCGUGCGCUUCGUCCAGUUCACGUUCUUCCUCAUCUUCAACCUGCUCACCCUGCUGUCCGCCAACCCUCGCCUGGUGCUCGCGACGCUGUCGGUCCUGCCCGUAUCGCUCUUCGGGAACCUCAUCCUGAUGAAGCGGCUCCAGAGGUUCUACCAGAAGCUGCGACGGCGCGCGGAGGAGUCUGCGAGCUCGACCCAGGAGGUGCUGAACAGCAUCCGGACAGUGCGCUCCUUCGCCAGGGAGUUCCGGGAGCUGCAGCGGUACACCCGCGACCAGGAGUACGAGGCGAGGGUCCUCAGCGAAGUGAACCUGCUGCAGAGCAUGACGCAGCCGCUGCUGCAUGCGAUCAGCGAGAUGUCCUUCUUUGUCGGCCUGUACUACGGCGGCCUGCUCAUCACCCAGGGCCUGCUGUCGGCAGGGGAGGUGAUCACCCUGGUGCAGGGCACGCAGGCCUGCACGAGCGUCCUCACCGACCUCUUCGACACCCUGCCCGAGAUAGCCGCCGCGGGGCCGCCAGCAGCCAGGAUCUGCGACCUGCUCGAGCGGCCCUCGUCCAUAGAGCCAGGCCUGAUCGUCGGGCGCGAGAUGGAAGCCGGGCACCCAGCCCUGGCGAGCGGCGCCGGUGUGCCCAGGGCCACGGGGGGCGCUGGCGCCGUCUGCUCCUUGGAGGGGGGGGUCGAGUUCGAGGAUGUCCACUUCUCCUACUCGUCGCGGCGGGACCUCCAGGUGCUCCGUGGCCUCAGCUUCGUAGCCCACGCUGGGGAGGUGGUGGGGCUCGUUGGGGCCACUGGGUGCGGCAAGAGCACGAUCACGUAUCUGCUGCUACGGUUCUACUCGCCAGCGAAGGGCCGCAUCAGCCUGGACGGGAGACCAGUCGAGGAGUACGAUGUCCACUGGCUGCGCCAGCAGAUCGGAGUGGUCGCGCAGGACUCUCUGCUCUUCGGCACGUCCAUCAGGCAGAAUCUGCUAUACGGUGUCGAGCUAUGCGACAACGUCGGCGUCGACGACCAGCAGCUGCAGGGCGUGCUCGAGCAGGCAAACGCGUGGGACUUCAUCAGGCGGAUGCCGGAGGGGCUCUCGACGGAGGUCGGCGAGCGCGGCGUGCAGCUGAGCGGGGGCCAGAAGCAGCGUAUUGCAAUCGCGAGGGCGGUCCUCAAGCGGCCUAAGGUGCUCCUUCUGGACGAGGCCACCAGCGCGCUGGACAUGGAGAGCGAGAAGGUCGUGCAGCAGGCACUGGAGGAGGUGAUCCGCGCAUCCUGCUGCACCACGAUCAUGAUAGCCCACAGGCUGGCGACGGUGCAGAGUGCCACCAAGAUCAUGGUCCUCGCCGAGGGCGCGAUCCGCGAGGAGGGCCCGCCGAGGGAGCUGGCGAAGCGCCCAGGCGGGCUCUACGCGCGCAUGCUGCAGGCCGCGGCCGGCGAGCAGGGCCCGCCGCACGCCCCCGCCAGCGCCGGCAGCGUCCCGCCCAACGGCACCAACGGCGCCCACCCGCCCGACGACGCGCCAGACGCCGACGGCCGCCCCGCCGCCGCGGAGGGGCUGCGCCUGCGCGCCGGCGGCCCGAGGCGCACCGCGGCCGUGGGCUGACCGCCGCGGCGGCCCAGGCGGCGGCCCCGGCGGCUCCGGCGGAGCGCUGAGGCGUUCGCCCGCCCCCCCCCGUGCGCGGGGCGUGCGGCGCGCGGCGCGGCCCCGGGCCUGGCGGACGUGGUCAGGCUUCGGCCGGCCAGAUCAGUCUUUUCUUUUGUGUACAUGUAGAUGUUUUGUCAGCGGGGACGGAUCGGUGCCGGGGACCUGCGGAGGCCAGCUGGGACUGCCCCCUGGAGGGCCGUCGGCGCGCAGCCCGAAGCCUCACCGCGCAGAGCGCUGCCGCCUCCCCUGGCGCGGUGUGCGGCGCGCGGCGCGGUCCGGCGGGCGCCCGAAGUUUUGCGGCCCGCGGGCUCUGGUCAAGCAGUGCCGAAGCGUCCUGGCCUGCCUGCAGGCCCCUCGAAGAGUCUUCGAUGGGCCUGCAGAGCCCUUGGAGCCGUCUUGAAGACGGUUCUUAAGGACCUUCCGUGGUUUGCCCCAGAACAUGUCGUGGUAGGCCUAUAGAAAUGCCGGGACGGUCGGUCCCUGCUCAACCGGUGCGGGCGGCGCCCGGGGGGCGCGGGCCGCGGUGUGCUGGGGGAGGAAAAGUCUGGGUGGC
Molecule: messenger RNA, 2989 nt
Organism: Prorocentrum cordatum
Lineage: Eukaryota; Dinophyceae; Prorocentrales; Prorocentraceae
Source: the annotation of a GenBank genome assembly